This is a messenger RNA of Rosa rugosa (rugosa rose), 803 nucleotides long. RefSeq names its product universal stress protein A-like protein. The coding region runs from base 139 to 627 and encodes 162 amino acids. The transcript has 4 exons. The record is from RefSeq and is a predicted model, not a curated record. NCBI's taxonomy places the organism in Eukaryota, Viridiplantae, Streptophyta, Magnoliopsida, Rosales, Rosaceae.
GUGCCUUCGAGAACUUUCUAUCAUUCUCUCCUUCUCUCCAUGUGUGUAUAUAUAUAACAUACUACACAAACAGAAAAGACCCAUUUGGUGAGAGCGGCUGAGAAUUGAAUAUCAGUGGAACAGAGAGAGAGAUCAGAGAUGGGGAAGGCACGGACUGUUGGUAUAGGCAUGGAUUACUCUGCAGCGAGCAAAUCUGCUUUACGAUGGACGGUCGAUAAUCUGAUUGAAGAAGGAGAUCGCAUCAUAUUGAUCCAUGUUGAACAACCCAAAGCUACCAGAAAGCAGCUAUUCGAAGAUACGGGAUCACCUUUGAUUCCUUUGGAAGAAUUUAAUGACUCAAAGCAGUAUGGACUCACUAAUGACCCAGAGGUUCUCGAUAUCCUUGAUACUGUGUCAAGAACUAAAGGGGCCAAAGUUGCGGCGAAGGUAUACUGGGGGGAUCCAAGAGAGAAGCUGUGUGAUGCAGUGCAAGAUCUCAAGCUUAAUUCGCUUGUUGUUGGAAGCAGGGGAUUAGGCCUUCUAAAAAGGGUGUUGCUUGGCAGUGUGAGUAACUAUGUGGUGACUAAUGCUUCAUGUCCAGUCACAGUCGUGAAGGGUGCAUCAUCGACUUCAUCUACCAAACCAUAAAGACAUCAGUGCUAUGAAUGCUAUCCGAAAAUGAAAUUUAAGUAAACUGUAUGAAACCUGAAUGGAUUGAGGCUAUUUCUACUCUGUUUUUAUUGAUUGUAUCAUGACAUGUAUAUUUAGAUCGAUGGGAGUGGACUUGAACGACUGUUUAAUGUCAUUGAUAUGAAUUGCUGCCC